This is a messenger RNA of Caenorhabditis remanei, 579 nucleotides long. RefSeq lists its product as uncharacterized. Lineage: Eukaryota; Metazoa; Nematoda; Chromadorea; Rhabditida; Rhabditidae. The transcript has 5 exons. The record is from RefSeq and is a predicted model, not a curated record. Bases 1 to 579 code for a protein of 192 amino acids.
AUGAACAAUCAAAGUUUUUGUCCAAUUGGGGACAAUCCUCCGACUUUUGGAGAAGGAACAAAUCAUGUAACCGGAGGAGCAGAUAUAACUUAUACUCAAUCUCAAGCUCUGUCUUAUUGUGAACAACUGGAAGCAACACUAACUGGAUUGGAAACAACGAAUGAGAGAGAUUUCGUUGCUAAUACUGCUAUCGAUAUUCUAGGUCCAGAUUACCCACAAUUCGCUGGAUUUUGGGUUUCAGGAAUUCGAAAAUCGGAAUGUUAUGCAGAUGGAUGGCAAGACAUACCAUAUUGUACGGGUACUAACCUACAGCAAUUCAGCUUCUCUGAUGACUACCUCUCUAGCUAUUCUGGAUAUACAUGGGAUUACGAACAACCAGAUAGAAAUGCCGUUGGACAAUGGUCUAAUUGUAUUCAAAUAUGGAUUCGAAAUGAGGCGAAAUUUCCAAAUUUAACAUAUUCUUUGUAUGCAAAUGGAAAUGUCGACGAUGCUGUGUGUGAUGGUGUAGAUUAUCAAGAUUACUAUCUUCGUGGGUUCGCAUGUGGAAAACUGCCUGUUAUCCCGGAUGGAGCAUGUUGA